Xyrauchen texanus (razorback sucker) is the source of this 5213-nucleotide messenger RNA. RefSeq names its product synaptic vesicle glycoprotein 2C-like. The record is from RefSeq and is a predicted model, not a curated record. The coding region runs from base 216 to 2399 and encodes 727 amino acids. The transcript has 13 exons. Lineage: Eukaryota; Metazoa; Chordata; Actinopteri; Cypriniformes; Catostomidae. Gene Ontology annotation, cellular component: membrane. Gene Ontology annotation, molecular function: transmembrane transporter activity. Gene Ontology annotation, biological process: chemical synaptic transmission; transmembrane transport.
CUCUUGCUGUAGUUGUUGGAUGUCUUUAGGAUACAAUAAAUCUUUAUUCAUUAGAAGCGCCUGACAUCUCGUUUACAGCAAUGGAUACCCAACAUCAGAUUCCCAUCUCCUUAUCUCCCUAAAGGACUCAAUCACGAGUGCCAAAAAGGACAAGGCUCUACUUCUGUGGUGACUGCAGACCUGUUAUCCUCCUCUAUCUCCAUCACCUUCUAAUCAUGGAUGAUACAGCUCCACGUGACUCAUCCCUCAUUAAGGGAGCCAGAGACAUUGCUAAGGUUGCCAAACGACAAGCUGUUAAGAAGGUCAGCAAAGUUGUUGACCGUGCCUCAGAUGAGUACUCCCACAGUCGUGCUUACCACCGCUUCCAGGACGAAGAUGACACCUACUACAGCCAACCGGAUGGGAACUACACAGGCGAUCAUGCCAACGAUAAAGAGAGCUCCAGUGAUGCCACAGAGGGUCAUGAUGAUGAGGAUGAGAUAUAUGAAGGGGAGUACCAGGGGAUCCCCUCAGAUGCAAUGCCCAGGGAUGGGCAGGUGGCUCUGGGGAAAUCUUUGGCAGACGGUCUGAAGGGCCAGCGAGAACUGGAGAGUGAGAGGCAGGCGGAUGAGGAGGAGCUGGCCCAGCAGUAUGAGUUGAUCAUACAGGAGUGUGGACAUGGGAGGUUUCAGUGGCAGCUGUUCUUCACACUGGGGUUUGCGCUCAUGUCGGAUGGUGUGGAGGUGUUCCUGGUGGGCUUUGUUCUGCCUAGUGCAGAGACAGAUAUGUGUGUUCCUGACUCAAGCUCUGGUUGGCUAGGCAGCACUGUGUACCUGGGGAUGAUGGUAGGGGCCUUCUUCUGGGGGGGCAUGGCUGACAAGGUGGGAAGACGGCAGUGUCUGCUCAUAUGCAUGUCCAUGAAUGGCUUCUUCGCCUUUCUGUCAUCCUUUGUGCAGGGCUAUGGCUUCUUCCUGCUCUGUCGUAUGAUAGCUGGAUUCGGAAUUGGUGGAGCAGUUCCCAUCGUCUUCUCAUACUUUGCUGAGGUGUUGUCAAGAGAAAAGCGUGGAGAGCAUCUGAGUUGGCUUUGCAUGUUCUGGAUGAUUGGAGAGAUCUAUGCCUCAGCCAUGGCCUGGGCCAUCAUACCUCACUACGGCUGGAGUUUCAGUAUGGGUUCAGCUUAUCAGUUUCACAGCUGGAGGGUGUUUGUGGUGGUGUGUGCUUUCCCAUGUGUCUGUGCUGUGGUCGCUUUAACCUUCAUGCCAGAGAGCCCCAGGUUCUACUUGGAGGUGGGAAAGCACGACGAGGCCUGGAUGAUCCUCAAGCACAUUCAUGACACAAACAUGCAAGCCCGUGGACAGCCCGAGAAAAUCUUCACCGUGAACAGAAUUAAGAUUCCAAAACAGAUUGAUGAGCUUGUAGAGAUGCAGACCGAUGGCAACUUUUUCUCUAAAGUGAUCUUCAGAGUAAAGACUGAACUUCACGGGAUUUGGUUAAACUUCUUGAAGUGUUUUAAUUAUCCAGUGAAAGACAGUACAGUGAAGCUAGCGAUUGUGUGGUUUACACUGUCGUUUGGGUAUUAUGGUUUAUCUGUGUGGUUCCCUGAUGUCAUCAAACACCUUCAAGCCAAUGAAUAUGCCUCCAAAGUACAAAGGCAUUCCAACGAAUGUAUUGAAGACUUCACCUUCAAUUUCACCCUAGAAAACCAGAUACACACUAAUGGCUUAUUUGUCAAUGACAGGUUUAUUAGUAUGAAAUUCAAGUCAGUCACUUUCAUCAAUUCCACCUUUCAAAGCUGCUUUUUUGACGAUGUGACCUCAGUGGGAUCAUUCUUUCGAAACUGCACAUUCAUUCAGGCUGUCUUCUAUAACACUGAUAUUGAUGAUUCCAAACUUCUAAACACGGACAUUGUAAACAGCACAUUUUACCACAACAAAACAGGCUGUCAAAUGACAUUUGAGGAUGAUUAUAGUGCUUACUGGGUCUACUUUGUCAAUUUCUUGGGAACAUUGGCUGUACUUCCUGGCAACAUUGUAUCUGCUCUUCUCAUGGACAAAAUUGGCCGCUUGUCUAUGUUAGGAUUUUCCAUGAUCCUAUCUGGUAUCAGCUGCUUCUUCCUGUGGUUUGGCACCAGUGAGUCUAUGAUGAUUGGGAUGCUGUGCCUGUACAAUGGACUGAGUAUCUCCGCCUGGAACUCCCUGGACAUUGUGACAGUUGAGCUUUACCCUACAGACAGAAGAGGCACUGGAUUUGGCUUCUGUAAUGCAUUGUGCAAACUAGCUGCAGUGAUGGGCAAUCUGAUUUUUGGCUCUUUAGUGGGCAUCACCAAAGCCAUUCCUAUUCUUCUGGCAUCAUCAGUGCUCGUCGGAGGUGGUUUGGUGGGAUUGCGAUUACCUGACACCAGGUCCAAUGUCCUCAUGUAACCCUUGUGUCAGAGGUAUGGAGACAUUCAGAAGGCUUGAAUUAACCCUCAUUUUUCAUUACAGUGCAUUGUGCACUUCUUUAGACAAAUUAUUUUACUUUUUUGUGAUGUUUCUACUGGACAAAUAUAGGAAACAGUGGUUUAGUUACAGUAUAGAAAUUAUUCACAGCAGCGACAUAUUAGAUGUUUUGACAGAAUGACAAUGAGGCUGUGAGGGAUAGAGGUACAGUCUCUUCCAUGGGUUGUACAGUUGUUUAAAGUGUUUUUGGAUCGUUCCGCUAACUUAACAUUGAAAAAAUCUCUUUCCAAGGAAUUUCAGUAGACAAAAAACUCCAGACAACAAGAGUUGUGGAAAAUUAGAUCUAGGAUCUUUUUAAUAGCUUUAUACAGUGCAUGUCCUUGAAGAGACAGUAAGUAUAUCCCUCACUGCCUCAUUUUCAUUCACGACAAAAUUCAUUGAUGCUGCUGAAUAGCUGGUCCCACAGGCAGUUGUGUUCAUUACAAGAUAAUUCCUUUAUUAAGCACUACCGAAUCUACAUUUUCUGUAAAAAAUCUCUCCCAUGAUAAAAUGUCUUGAUAAUCUAAUCUGUCAUUUUUUCUCUGCAAUCAUUUUAACACUAUUCUACAAAUGACCCUUGGCUUUCCUGGGUGGCUUUUUAAGGGUUUGUAGCAGCCUACACAUGGAAAUGAACUUAAAUAUUUAUGUCCCCUUAUUAAGACUUGUGCAAAACAAGCUAUUAAUGAGCAGUCCAAGCUUGCUGUAAAUAUGCAGAGAACCUGGAUGAUCAGAAAAAACCUGCUGCACAGCUGUAUCACAGCUGGUUGACUGAACCCAGAGAAUUACAUGCAGAGAUGAGAGAAUAGCUAGAGCAAUAGAAAAGUAGGACUAAAAAAGUGUCUACUGAUAAACAGCUCUCCCAAUGAACAAGCUUCUACUGCUAGUGCCUAGCUUUGGGAAUUGGCAGUAUAGUAUAUUCUAAUAUCAUUGAUCAGCCACAUAGGUAAUCAAAUGUAAUACAUGAUCUAUUUUAGUAAGUUUUGCUAGUGAAUUAAUUGAAUUGGUUAUUAUGUUUAAUACCCAUAAAGUUGCAACUAAUAUACAUUUUGCAUUUCAGGCAUUUAUUUAUUCCAGUACUUUUAUUACCAAACCUUUUGGACAUGUACUCCAGCCUCUGAUGAAAUGGCGUCAACUGUGCGAUGUUGUCAUGCUAACUCUAUAGAUGUACUUUAAGCCAGAUUUACAAAAGUAGGUUUAUUGCAUUUCCUGUCUUUUUGCUCUUUAGAUGAUCGUAUUGAGUUAUCCAUACUUUAUGCAGAUUUUAAGCAUAAAUUAUGUUGUUUUGCCACUUAGUCAUGGUUAUUUGUGAUGUUAAGUUGUCUAACAGUGAAUGGCCUUUUGAAGCUGUGCCUCUCCUACAUUAGACUAUUAUCACAAAUGAACUGAAGAAGCAGAUAACAUUACCUUGAGGUGACGCAAAGAGUGUGUGUCCCACGGUCACUCAAGCAAAACCUCUUCAAUAUUUUUAAUAUGACGUUGACAGAAAGAUUGGAUGCUACUGUGCUGGAAAGCCUCUUUUAUGUACAAUGUCAAAGACUUAACUUUUUGACAUGACAGAGCAGCCAGGUUUGCAGGUGCAGAUGGAAUUAUGAGGGCCCGCCUCAACAUAUGGGGUCUACAAUCUGUAGAGAGGACAAGAGAGAUGUGUUUGAUAAUCACACAACACGUGAUUCAUUUACAAGUGUAAUUUCCAAGCAUGGGCAGGACACUGAGUUCAUUAACAGUCAGGAAUUUGUAAUGUGGUUGCUUAUUUGUUCAUAAAGAAUUACAUAUAUUUGGGUUAUAUUUAGAUUUUAAUUAAGGUACCAGAACAGACUUUGGAAAAACAGGUACAUAAGCCAGAGCAGUAAAAGAUAUUUUUAUACAGAUACAGAAUGUCAGUUAUAGCAUAUACGUUUUGUUUAAUGCUUUAUAUCUAGAUUCUUUACUUAAUAAUUUGGUGUUGAAGGUCAGUUUACAGUCCAAUAUAUAUUUACAGUAUAUUUAAUAAUAUGUAACUUACCCCUGAAGUGAAAAGUAUUACUUAAUGUUGACAGUACUUACAAGACUCAGCAGUUAGUAGUAAUACAGAAUUAAUUUAGCUCUAAGAAAAAUAUGUCUAGCUUUUAAUAUGUUUUGAUUAGUGGCUUAAUGCUGUCUCCGUCUCAGCAAAGCAGUUUCCUGAAAACAUUAUUUAUAAAUGAGAUUAUGUUAUCAUUUACAGAAAUGACUGUUGCUGUACUGUAUUUAAUGUAAUCCUGUCUUCGUACGAAGACUUUUUCUUUAAUUUGUUUACAUAUUGUAGUGUUAACAUGCUGUCUGAAAUGAUGUGUGUCUGCUUUUGUGAACAGUACAUACAGUAUUUCUAAAUACAUGUGUAUGAGUAAAAAUUGUGUCCUUGUCUGUGUACAUUUUGUACAUAGGGUUACUGUGACUGAUAUACAAACUGUGUAUACAUUUUUGGGGACAGCAAUGGAUGCAGCAUUAGUGUAUAAACACUGUUGAAACCGUUCCCUAUUAAUUUGUCAUUGCAGCAUUAUCCCCACGUACCAAGAGCCGGCUGUCCUAAAAGAUACCACUAAACAAAAUUGCAUGUACUUAACUUUUUAGGUCUGUGUGCUCAGCUCUGAGUUCUUGUGCUUCCCAUUACUGAUGAACAAACAGAAGAAGUGGAGUAAAUAUGAGAAUGUAGCACUGUUGUAUGUUUUAUUGCAACAAAAUACAGAAGAAGCAGCUGUAAUAUUUUGUGAAGGUAAUAAAGAUGUGUUGAAAAGUGUA